AUGGUGCACAAGUACCAGUCUCCUGUUCGCAUCUACAAAUAUCCAUUUGAGCUGGUCAUGGCGGCCUACGAGAAGCGCUUCCCCACCUGCCCGCAGAUCCCGGUCUUCCUGGGCAGCGAGGUCCUGCGCGAGUCCCGGAGCCCCGACGGGGCGCUGCACGUGGUGGAGCGCAGCUGCCGGCUGCGGGUUGACGCCCCGGCUGUCCUCCCCUCGCAGAUCGCGGGCGUGGAGCACGUGGUCUUCGUGCAGAGAAACGUUCUGAACUGGAAGGAGAGGACGCUCCUCAUCGAAGCGCACAACGAGACCUUCGCCAGCCGCGUGGCGGUCAAGGAGACCUGCAGCUACACCGUCCACCCUGAGAACGAAGACUGGACAUGCUUUGAGCAGUCCGCCUCGCUGGACAUCCGGUCUUUCUUUGGCUUUGAAAAUACCUUGGAGAAGAUUGCCAUGAAGCAGUACACCGCCAGUGUCAAGCGGGGGAAAGAGGUGAUCGAACAUUACCUGAACGAGCUCAUCUCCCAGGGCACCUCUCACAUUCCCCGCUGGACACCUGCCCCGGUCUGCGAGGAUGACGUCAGCAGCCAGGGUGGGCUGCGGGACCCUGGCUCCCUGGAGGCCGACAGGCCCAGCAGCAUCCAAAGCCCUGCUCUGGAGACGAUCACUACAGACGGAGACAAGCUGGAUGUGGACUACAUUGAGAGGUGCCUGGGCCAUCUCACACCCAUGCAGGAGAGCUGCCUCAUCCAGCUUCGGCACUGGUUACUGGAGAACCACAGAGGCAAGAUUCCCAAAGAUGAGCACAUCCUUCGGUUCCUGCGGGCUUGUGACUUCCACCUGGACAAGGCCCGGGAAAUGCUGUGCCAGUCCUUGAGCUGGCGGAAGCAGUACCAGGUGGAUCUCCUCCUUCAGACCUGGCAACCCCCUGCCGUCUUGGAGGAGUUCUAUGCAGGGGGCUGGCAUUACCAGGACAUAGACGGCCGCCCCCUCUACAUCCUUCGCUUGGGCCAGAUGGACACCAAAGGCUUGAUGAAGGCCGUGGGGGAGGAGGCACUGCUGCGGCACGUUCUUUCCGUUAACGAGGAAGGACAGAAGCGAUGUGAAGGGAACACAAAACAGUUUGGCCGUCCCAUCAGGCAAGAACCUGCGUGGGGAGCCAACUCCCCCAAACACACUUCCCGAUUGGCCACAGCAGAUGGGAGCCAGAGGGCUGGGAGCCAGGUUGCUCACAGAGAGUGGCUGUGCACCCACCGGAUCAGCCCCUUCAUCAACGAGAACACCCGGCGGAAGUUCCUUGUCUGUGGCGGCAGCAGUUACCAGGGCCCCGGAGGCCUUGUCGACUACCUGGAUGAGGAAGUGAUCCCUGACUUCCUUGGGGGACAGAGCGUGUGUAACGUCCCCGAAGGAGGGCUGGUCCCCAAGUCGCUUUAUCUGGCGGAAGAGGAGCAGGAGCAUGCAGACCAGCUGCGGCUGUGGAGUGAGACCUACCACUCGGCCAGUGUGCUCCGCGGGGCCCCCCACGAGGUGACGGUGGAGAUUCUGGAAAGGGACUCAGUCAUCACGUGGGACUUCGACAUCCUGCGAGGAGACGUGGUGUUCAGCCUGUACCACACCAAGCAGGUGCCCAGACCAGGCCCCUGGCAAACUGGGGCCAGGGCUGGUGGGCAGCUGAUCGACAGCGCCUGGGUCCUGGGCAGGGACUACAGCCGUGUGGAGGCUCCCCUCGUCUGCCGGGAAGGGGAGAGCAUCCAGGGCUCCCAUGUGACCCGGUGGCCUGGGGUCUACAUACUCCAGUGGCAGACGCAUGGUUCCUCUGGCAGUGUGUCCUGCAGCCUCCCAGGCGUGGAGGAUGUCCUAACGGCUCUGCAUAGCCCUGGCCCCAAGUGCAAACUCCUCUACUACUAUGAGGUGCUGGCGUCCGAGGACUUCAGGGGCUCCAUGUCCAGCCUGGAAUCCUGUACCAGCGGCUUCUCCCAGCUCAGCGCUGCCACCUACUCGUCCUCUGGCCAGUCCCAUAGCAGUUCCCUGGUCUCCAGAUAGCCUGGUCUGAGCCCUGCACAGCAUCCCACUUGCCUCCUGCCGCUGGAAGUGUCCAGAAUAAGAAGCCAGCUUGCCACGAGGACCAGGAAUGUGUGGGCUGGAGCCCCAGGUCUAGAUGCUGCCAAAGUUGGGGUGUCUGGAGCAAGUGGCAAGGAUCCAGCUCAUGGCCUGAGUGUGGCACAAGCCUCGAGGUCAGGACUUUCGAGGUGGCAACAACAGACUUCUUGUAAGGAAAGACCAAGGGAUGUGACCAUCUUCGGGUCUCCCUGGAUCUAGGGCUCAGUGAUAUCAGC
This is a messenger RNA of Galeopterus variegatus (Sunda flying lemur), 2330 nucleotides long. RefSeq names its product SEC14-like 5 (S. cerevisiae) (gene SEC14L5). The record is from RefSeq and is a predicted model, not a curated record. NCBI's taxonomy places the organism in Eukaryota, Metazoa, Chordata, Mammalia, Dermoptera, Cynocephalidae. Bases 1 to 2037 code for a protein of 678 amino acids. The transcript has 15 exons. Gene Ontology annotation, cellular component: cytoplasm.